AUGGAUGCUAUCUCUGACCCGACCUUCCAACAGACGAAAGCAAGGGGUAGUAGUACGGAGGAGUUACCUUCGUUGUUGACUGUUGUUGUCGAUCUAACUCCAAAGCUAUGGGCUGAAUUUGACGAAGAAACCAAAGAAGCAAGUAAUAUUAUCAAAAUGCUACGAGCGUUGAUAGUGUUCUUGAACGCACAUCUAGCGUUCAAUACAUCUAAUCAAGUGGCCAUUAUUGCCAGUCAUUCACAAGGGAUAAAGUACUUGUAUCCACGAAGUUCUAAUCGCAGCGAAACGGAGGCGGAAACAGUUGGGAAGAAAGAUCAGUUUAUCAUCAAUCCCGGGAUGUACAGUCGAUUCAGAAACGUUGACGAGACCCUCGUUGAAGAACUGUAUACUCUUUUCAAACAAGAGAUGGGGGAGGUUGAGAAAGCUACGCAAAAGAGCACGCUUCCAGGGGCGAUGUUAGCCGCAUUGGCAUAUACCAACAGGUUACUCCACGAUUACGAGACGAAGUCAUUGAAAUCUAGGAUAAUGGUGAUGACAUGUGGUAAUAAGAAUGGUACCUCGCAGAAGGAGGAAAUCUUCCAGUACAUCCCCAUUAUGAACUGUAUCUUCAGUGCUGCCAAACUCAAGUGCCCCAUAGACGUUGUGAAAAUUGGUGGGGCCCGGAAGAGCACCUUCCUACAACAAACAACCGAUGCCACAAACGGCAUAUACUUACACGUCGAUUCGACAGAUGGACUCGUCCAAUAUCUGUCCACAGCGAUGUUUAUUGAUCCCUCAUUACGAUCCAUAAUAGUAAAACCAAACCAGGGGUCAGUCGACUUUAGAACCUCCUGCUUCCUCACGGGGAAAGUGGUUGCAGUCGGGUACAUAUGUUCCGUAUGUCUGUGCGUUCUCUCGGUACUGCCGCCUGGGAAUCGGUGCCCUGCAUGCGAGUCAGAGUUUGACGAGCGUGUCAUCGCAAAAUUGAAGAAAAGACCCGUGGUCGCGAAGAUGUCUGGUAAGUCUAAGAAGCGGGCGCUCAAUCCAUAA
Molecule: messenger RNA, 1029 nt
Organism: Huiozyma naganishii CBS 8797
Lineage: Eukaryota; Fungi; Ascomycota; Saccharomycetes; Saccharomycetales; Saccharomycetaceae
Gene: TFB4
Product: TFIIH/NER complex subunit TFB4
Exons: 1
Coding region: 1-1029 (342 amino acids)
Biological process (GO): regulation of DNA-templated transcription; nucleotide-excision repair
Cellular component (GO): transcription factor TFIIH core complex; transcription factor TFIIH holo complex
Source: RefSeq, a predicted model, not a curated record